This is a messenger RNA of Gopherus flavomarginatus (Mexican gopher tortoise), 15602 nucleotides long. It is a transcript of the gene SDK1, whose product is annotated as sidekick cell adhesion molecule 1. The coding region runs from base 960 to 7790 and encodes 2276 amino acids. The record is from RefSeq and is a predicted model, not a curated record. Gene Ontology annotation, molecular function: protein binding. Gene Ontology annotation, biological process: cell-cell adhesion. The transcript is spliced from 45 exons. Lineage: Eukaryota; Metazoa; Chordata; Testudines; Testudinidae.
AGCGUUUACUUUGUUUUGUUUUAUUGUGUAGGGGUUUAUUGCUGCUCCGAUAGAGCUUUUCCUCUUGUGUUUGCAGCUUCUCUGAGGGAGAGACACACAGGAAGAACCAGGAGCCCUGGACUGCACAAACAAGGAACGUAGGAGGAGUCCACAUAAGCAACAGGACUGGAAGGAUUUCACCUUGUUGCUGCUUGUUUCAGGCGAUUUUCCGUCCUCCUCCUUGAAACGCCCCAGCAGAGGGUUUCUUUGUUGCUUUCGCUACCGACCAGAAGCAAAUCCUUUGCAUGUUUUUGGAGGUGGUUUUUACUGCGGUUCCCUUGCAAGAAACAGACCAGCACCUUCCUGCUAGGAGGGAAAUCUGAGCAACUGAGGUUUCCCCCACCUCCGGCUGAGUGUGAGAGUUCGAGUCACACCCCUACUGGCCUGUAGCUGACUUCAAAUCUAACUGGAAUCACAGCUAGGGCUGCUAAAUCUACCUGGUCAAGGACCCUUCAAACCCUCAUAUUGAUGACAGAUUUGUAGCCAAAGGAAAAUCGGAUUAAUAUAAUUGUGGAGCUCUGGGGAGAUAUCUUGAGCCUACUCUGUCUGCAUGGCUAAUCUUGCAAUUGUCUGAAAUAAAUCUUUAGUUCAAGGAGUAGUGCGAUAUUUUCCCUUGGUUUUAGGUUUAUUUUCUACUCAUACAAGCAUUUAACACUUCUGUAGCAGGGGUUUAACGGGGAAUGGGACACAUGCGGAAAACUAACCUGCUCCAUAACAAUCACAAGUGGGAAUAGUUUCCGUCAUCUUUGCGGUAUGAAAGGUGCUCUCUGGAUUGUCUGCUGGUGGCUCUCUAAAUGGAUCAAUCGCUCUCUCUGGUUUUGCUAGCGAUGUGAUGAAGGAUCCAGAUUUAUUGGAAUACUAACGCCAAUAAACUUACUCUCUCAGCGUUGAAGGCAUUGGAUGUGACAGUGCAAAGAAACAUGUGUUUCACAUUUCUGCCUGGUUGUUUUGGUGCAAUCAAUACCUCCACAAGAUACGUUGAUUUAGAUGGCGAUUAUAACACAGUCAUGCACACGGCGUGCUGCCUUCGGGUUGCAUGCAAAGUGAGCACAAAUCACCGAAUCCUCCGCUCCUGUAAACCGGGGGUUUCGGUUCCCCCCAGACUUCAGGAUGAAGGCAAAGGGCGAUGUCCUCAACCCACCAAAGAGAAACCGGCCUCGGGGUGUGGAGUGAUCAACGGCCAAAGAGCUGACAAAAGUGUCAUCAGGCAGUCGGAUCGACUGGGGAUCCGUGAAGAAAUAAUAGUUGGAAGAAAGGUGGAUCGAGAAAUUAUUGCACGAAGGAAUAGCUGGAGAGACCGGAUGAUGAUAAAGUUAAACUUCUGUUUCUUCUUCUGUCGCGGAUGGUGGGCGUUUCUGUUGAUUCAGCUCCACAUGUUGCAAGCACUGGCACAAGAUGAUGUUGCACCAUACUUCAAGACUGAGCCUGGUUUGCCCCAGAUCCAUCUAGAGGGGAACCGUCUUGUACUCACGUGCCUUGCGGAAGGCAGCUGGCCCUUGGAAUUUAAGUGGUUACACAAUGACACUGAAAUCACUGCCUACUCCACUGAAUAUAAAUACAUCAUCCCAACCUUGCGAAGGUCCCAUGCUGGGUUUUAUCAAUGUGUGGUGCGGAACAGGAUGGGGGCACUCUUGCAAAGGAAAUCUGAAGUUCAAGUGGCAUAUAUGGGAAAUUUCAUGGACACAGACCAGAGAAAAACAGUGUCACAAGGACAAGCUGCAGUUCUAGAAUUCCUGUACAUCAUCAGCUAUCCCAGACCACAAGUGACUUGGUUUAGAGAUGGCCACAAGAUUAUUCCAAGCAGCAGAAUAGCUAUAACACUGGAGAAUCAGUUGGUGAUCCUUGCAGCAGAAGCAACAGAUGCAGGAGGUUACUAUGUCCAAGCAGUCAAUGAAAAAAAUGGAGAGAACAAGACGAGUCCAUUUCUUUAUCUGAGUGUAGCGAAUGCCAACAACGUAUCUGACACCACAGCUCCUAUCAUUGUAGUCCCUCCGCGCAACACCAGUGUGAUAGCAGGGAGCAGUGAAAUCACACUGGAAUGUGUGGCCAAUGCAAGACCUGUUGAGAAACUGAGCAUGACCUGGAAGAGAAAUGGAAUAAAAAUAAGCAGUGGGGUUAACAGUUUUGGGAGACGUCUUACUAUCACCAACCCAACCACUGCUGACAUUGGGAUGUACUUUUGUGAGGCAGAGUUGAAAGACAUCACUGUUGAGCCGGCAAGAGCAAAGGCCUUCCUCUCUAUAAUGGAGCCACCCUAUUUCACUGCUGAGCCUGAGUGUCGAAUUUUGGCCGAGGUGGAGAAAACAGUGGACCUCUUAUGUCAGGCAAUAGGAGUUCCCAUUCCCACUCUAGCCUGGUAUAAGGACUCUGUUCCUAUCAACAAGCUACAGAAUCCUCGUUACAAAGUGCUAACGAAUGGGGGGCUGCAGAUCCAGGGACUGCAUCCUGAUGACUCCGGAAUCUUUCAGUGUUUUGCCAGUAAUAAAGCUGGAGAAAUACAGACUCACACCUACCUGGAUGUAACCAAUAUUACACCAACAUUUACCCGACCUCCAAUGGACACUACUGUUACAGAAGGGAUGACUGCAGUAUUAAGCUGUGAGGUUACUGGGGCUCCAAAACCUGCCAUCACAUGGAAAAGGGGGAACCAGAUCUUAGCCAGUGGCUCUGUUCAGAUUCCCAGGUUCAUUCUUCUUGAAUCUGGUGGGCUCCAGAUUAUUCCCGUCUUCCUCCAGGAUGCUGGCAAUUAUACCUGCUAUGCAGUCAACUCUGAAGGAGCCCUGAAUGCUUUCGCUGUCCUGACUGUCUGGAAUCGCACUUUUAUUGUUCACUCUCCUGAAGACAGCACUGUUAUUAAGGGAACCACAGCCACUCUACAGUGUGAAGCAACUCAUGACCCUAGAAUUUCAAUCAGGUAUGUUUGGAAGAAGGAUGGCAUUGUAAUAAACCCAUCUAGCAGUUCCAGAGUUACAGUAGAGAAAGGUGGUACCCUCCAUAUUAGCCAGACCUGGUCAGGUGACAUUGGAGACUAUACCUGUGAGGUUAUUUCUUUCGGAGGAAAUGAAUCGAGAAGGGCUCGACUAGAAGUGAUAGAGCUGCCUCACUCCCCUCAGAAUCUUCUGGCCAUCCUGAAUUCUUCAUACAGCCGCAGCGUGAUGCUUUCCUGGGUGCGUCCCUUUGAUGGAAACAGCCCUGUUCUCUACUAUAUAGUAGAGUUGUCUGAGAACAACUCUCCCUGGAAAGUGCAUCUAUCAAAUGUUAACCCUAAGAUGACCAGUAUCACUGUGAGUGGAUUAACUCCAGCCCGUACCUACCAAUUUAGGAUGUGCGCUGUUAACCAGGUGGGCAAGGGCCAGUAUAGCACUGAGACCAGCAGAUUGAUGUUACCUGAAGAACCUCCCAGCGCUCCUCCUAAAAACAUAGUAGCAAGUGGACGUACCAAUCAGUCUAUCAUGGUUCAGUGGCAGCCUCCUCCUGAAAGUGAACAUAAUGGGGUUCUCCAUGGGUACAUCCUAAGGUAUCACCUGGCAGGCCUCCCUGGGGAGUAUCACUAUAAGAACAUCACCAGCGCAGAGAUUAAUUACUGUUUGGUGAAAGACCUGAUCAUCUGGACUCAGUAUGAAAUCCAGGUGGCAUCUUAUAAUGGAGCCGGGCUGGGAGCAUUCAGCAGAGCAGUGACAGAGUACACUUUACAGGGAGUGCCUACAGCUCCACCACAGAAUGUGCAAGCUGAAGCUGUGAACUCCACGACCAUUCAGUUCCUAUGGAAUCCUCCACCACAGCAAUUUAUCAAUGGUAUCAAUCAGGGAUACAAGCUCCUGGCAUGGCCAGUAGCUGCACCAGAGUCUGUGACUGUGGUCACCAUUGCUCCUGAUUUUCAUGGAGUUCACAGUGGCUGCAUUACCAACUUGAAGAAAUUCACUGCUUAUUACACAUCAGUUCUAUGUUUCACCACACCAGGGGAUGGACCACAAAGCCCACCAGAGCUGCUGUGCACUCAUGAAGAUAAGCCAGGAGCUGUGGGACACCUGAGUUUCACUGAGAUUCUGGACACGUCUCUCAAGGUCAGCUGGCAGGAACCUGUAGAGAAAAAUGGUAUAAUUACAGGCUACCAGAUCUCCUGGGAGGUGUACAGCAGGAAUGAAUCUCGUCUGGCUCGCACUCUAGCCAACACAACCCUUGAAUACAAAAUCACUGGGCUGUCGUCUCUCACAACCUACACUAUUGAGGUGGCAGCUAUGACUGCAAAAGGCACUGGGUUGGUCACCUCCUCUACCAUUUCCUCGGGAGUGCCCCCAGAACUCCCCGGUGCCCCAUCUAAUCUGGUUAUUUCUAACAUUAGUCCUCGCUCUGCCACGCUUCAGUUCCGGCCCGGAUAUGAUGGGAAAACCUCCAUCUCCAAGUGGAUAGUAGAGGGGCAGGUUGGUGUUCUAGGAGAGGAGGAGGAGUGGGUGAGUCUAUAUGAGGUGGAGAAUGAACCUGAUGCCCAGAUGCUGGAGAUACCAAACCUCAUUCCAUACACUCAUUACAGAUUCAGGAUGAGACAAGUGAACAUUGUCGGCCAAAGCCCACUUAGCCAACCAUCUCGUGUCAUCCAGACACUGCAGGCACCACCUGAUGUUGCACCAGGGAGUGUUACUGUACGCACUGCCAGUGAGACUAGCUUGUGGAUCCGAUGGAUGCCUCUCCUGGAUGCUCAAUAUAAUGGCAACCCAGAGUCGGUGGGUUACAGGAUAAAAUUGUGGCGUGUGGAUCUGCAGUCUCCAGUGCUCAUGAAGAUUAUCAGUGACCGGCUGGAGAGGGAAUUUACUGUUGAGGAUCUGGAGGAGUGGGUAGAAUAUGAACUGCAGAUUCAGGCCUUCAAUGCCAUCGGGGCAGGACCAUGGAGUGAAGUGGUGAGAAGUUGCACACGGGAGUCUGUUCCUUCUGCUCCCCCUGAGAAUGUGUCAGCUGAAGCAGUAAGCUCCACCCAGAUCCUACUGACAUGGACAUCAGUACCUGAACCAGAGCAAAAUGGACUUAUUCUGGGCUACAAGAUUCUGUUUAAAGCAAAAGAUUUGGACUCUGAACUAAAGACCCAAAUAGUGAGAGGUAACCACACACAGAGUGUCCUGCUGGCCAGCUUGAGGAAAUACGUUCUUUAUGAGAUUCAGGUGCUGGCAUUCACACGUAUUGGAGAUGGGGUCCCUAACUUUCCUCCAGUCAUAGAGAGAACCAAGGAUGAUGCCCCAGGACCUCCUGUGAGGCUGGUGUUCCCUGAAGUGAGACUGACAUCAGUACGAAUUGUGUGGCAACCACCAGAGGAACCCAAUGGAAUUAUUCUGGGUUAUCAAAUUGCAUACCGCCUGGCAACCAGCAGCCCUCACAGGUUCACCACAGUGGAAGUUGGCUCAACAGUCAGACAGUUCACAGCUACUGAUCUCAGCCCUGAGUCUGCAUACAUCUUCCGGACAUCUGCCAAGACCAGACAGGGCUGGGGAGAGCCUCUGGAAGCCACAGUAAUCACUACAGAACAGAGAGAGCGGCCAACACCUCCCAGAGAGCUGAGGAUACCCCAGUCUGAGGUGUCAUCACAGAGCCUGCAGUUACAAUGGGUUCCUGGUAGUGAUGGAUCUUCACCAAUACGGUAUUUCACUGUGCAAGUGCGGGAACUUCCAAAUGGAGAAUGGAAAACCUAUUCCUCAUCCAUCAGUCAUGAGGCGACGUCCUGUGUUAUUGAGAGGCUGAACCCAUUUACCUCUUAUAAGCUGCGCCUGAAAGCAACCAAUGAUAUUGGGGAUAGUGACUUCAGUCCUGAGACAGAAGCAGUCACCACUCUGCAGGAUGUUCCAGGUGAACCUCCACGUUCUGUGUCAGUAACUCCCCACACUACCUCCUCCGUCCUCGUUCAGUGGCAGCCACCAAAGGCUGAGAGUCUGAAUGGCUUGCUGUUGGGGUAUCGGAUUUAUUACCGGGAGCUGGAGUAUGAAACUGGGCCUGGAACAGAGUCCAAGACUAUUAAAAUCCCUUCAGCUUUACGAGCUGAGCUUACACCCCAAAGCAGCUUCCAGACAGUGAAUAGCCCAUCUGCAUUAACGACAUAUGAAUUAACACAGCUGAAGAAAUACAAGAGAUAUGAAGUUGUAAUAACAGCAUAUAACAUCAUUGGGGAGAGCCCUACCAGUGCACCUGUGGAAGUGUUUGUUGGUGAAGCAGCACCAGCAAUGGCCCCACAGAACAUCCAAGUAAACGCCCUUACUGCGAGCCAGCUAGAGAUCACCUGGGACCCACCUCCUGUCGACAGCCAAAAUGGGAACAUACAAGGCUACAAGAUUUAUUACUGGGAGAUGGACAUCCAGAAUGACACUGAGAAAGUGAAGGUCCUUUUCCUCCCAGAGACAACAGUUCGGCUGAAAAAUCUGACCAGCCACACCAAAUACCUGAUCUGCAUAUCUGCCUUCAAUGCAGCAGGGGAUGGACCAAGAAGCAGCCCCAGGCAGGGCAGGACACACCAGGCUGCUCCCAGCGCUCCUAGCUUCCUGGCAUUCUCAGAAAUCACUUGCACUACACUCAAUGUGUCUUGGGGAGAGCCGACAGCAGCAAAUGGAAUCCUGCAGGGUUAUCGAGUGGUGUAUGAGCCCUUGGCACCAGUCCAGGGGGUGAGUAAGGUGGUGACUGUGGACAUAAAAGGAAAUUGGCAGCGCUGGUUAAAGGUCCGAGAUCUCACCAAGGGGGUGACCUACCUAUUCAGAGUGCAAGCCAGAACCAUCACCUAUGGACCCGAGCUACAAGCCAACAUCACAGCUGGGCCAGCAGAGGGGUCUCCUGGCUCCCCUCAAGAAAUUCUGGCUACAAAAUCUGCUUCUGGGCUGACUCUGCAGUGGAUUGAGGGAGAUUCAGGGGACAAACCCACAACUGGGUACAUCAUAGAGGCGCGGCCAUCAGAUGAAGGACUGUGGGACACGUUUGUGAAGGACAUCCCCCGCAGUGCUACCUCCUACACAGUCGGUCUGGACAAGCUAAAACAGGGGGUGAGCUAUGAAUUCCGAGUGGUUGCAGUAAAUGAGUUUGGCUAUGGAGAACCAAGCAUCCCAUCUGCAGCAGUAUCAGCCCAAAUGGAAACCCCUUUCUAUGAAGAGUGGUGGUUCCUACUAGUGAUGGCUCUGUCUAGUCUCAUCCUCAUCCUGUUAGUGGUGUUUGCGUUGGUCCUACAUGGCCAGAGCAAGAAAUACAAGAACUGCAGCACAGGUAAAAACAUCUCGAAUGUGGAAGAGUCGGUCACACUGGAUAAUGGAGGCUUCACAUCCCUGGAGCUCAACAGCCGACAUCUCAACGUAAAGAGCACUUUCUCCAAGAAGAAUGGAACGAGGUCCCCUCCUCGCCCAAGCCCUGGUGGGCUGCACUACUCAGAUGAGGAUAUCUGCAACAAGUACAAUGGAGCAGUGCUGACUGAGAGUGUGGCCCUGAAUGAGAAGCCUUUGGAAGUGUCAGAAUCAGAGGCCACUGACUCGGAUUAUGAAGAUGAGUUGCCAAAGCACUCUUUUGUGAACCAUUAUAUGAGUGACCCCACAUACUACAAUUCUUGGAAGCGUCAGCAGAAGGAUGUGAAGCACCCAACGUCCUACAGGUACGAAGAGUGCGCGGCGAGUGAGACAGAACCCUAUUUCCAGACUGUCAUCACAACACAGAGCACAGGUGGGGUGUACACCCCAACAGGACAGCCUGCUCCCGGCUCACGGACUCCAGUGACAGGGUUCUCCUCCUUUGUCUGACACUGGGAGGAACCUGACAGCACUCCUGUGGAGAUGAGAAUGACCUAUCAUAGUGACUGCGUGUGUGAUCGGUGCAGGGAACUGUGGGGAAAUUUCUCUAUCAGGGUAGAACAGAGGUGAACGUGAAUGAGUCUCUUUUUCUGAAGACAAUCAACUCUUAAAACAUGGAGCUGAACGUGCUAAACUUUUGUUUAAAAAAAAUAUUCUGAAAAGGUACAAUUUUAACCACUUGUGAAUAGUAGGGGGGGGUUUUAACCACUUUUGUAACACUGCUUCAGGAAGCAGUUUCCAUAUUCUUAUUUCCUCUUUCCAACCGAGGAGGUGAAUUCCUUUGAUGCAGUGGGUGGCUUUGAUGUAAUUUGAGGAGAAAACACAAGAAACCUCCCAAGAUCUCCCCUCCUCAUCAGGAUCAAGUAGGAAUAUUUAAAGAGAGGGGAAUGUUUUUCAUGAAAAGCCACAACAUUCUUUCCCCUGCUCCUUAUCACCAUUCUGCCUCCACCUUAGAAACACCAGCUGAUUAGUUUACAGUGGUAUCACUUCUCUUGCCUGUAGUUUCGCUACGGUUUGUUUCUGAUAAUGAAUAUCUUACCUGCUUUUCUAUCCUACUCAAACAGGGUUUUUGAAUUUCUAAAAUAUUCCCACCCCAGGGCUACUCUAAGAGGAGAUAGCUUGGAAGCGCUGUAGACGGUACUGGGUGAAGCAGCUAGGAUGCUAUUCUGAUGUGGUGUCCGUUUGUUCUUGGUGUGGCUCUAACCCUCCUUUGGUACCAUUUCAGUUGCAAAUCUGAAAGGAAAAAAUAGCAAGAAGAGGAAAAUUUGAAUGAACGUGACAGUUACAAAAUGGGGAACCUGCUAACUGAUUGAUUGGUUUUCAGUAAUCAAAGUUGUCCUUCCUUGUUGAUAGAAGCCAAGCGCCUUCUUACCUGCCAUGCUGCUCUGAUUUGAUUCUGCAGCACUGCCCACUGAUCUAUAAAAAGUACAUAUUGUUAACGGGGUCGGUUUGUUUUUUAUUUAAUACAAAGACCAUAUCACACGAAGGGGGUGAGUUUUGGUGUCCACAGGUGCCUUUUAUUGAUUGUUGCAGCUUUGUACAUGAGAGAAGCGUCAAAAUAUCUCCAAAUAAAGUUCAACGGGUUUUCAAACAUUAGGGUUGCGAAUUACCUCGUGCACAUUUACAGGCUGGCUCUGUGCACUGAACCUCCAGUCGUUAGAAAUGAGAGACCCUUUUUUGUUUGUUUUACAUCCAUUUUGUACUGCCCCGUUUUUGACCCGCAGAGCUUCAGGCUUUUACCCAAGUCUGGUGUGUUUAUCAGCAAGUGGUUGUUUUCAAGCGGAAGCUGUCAGUGGUUUAAAGAAUCCCAGUCCAGCCUUUGGAUUUAGCAACAGUCCUGCGACACCAUGAGGUGUUUGAAACAAUUAGUGUGGAGUAAUCAUACCCUUGGCACUGCUGCCAUCUGGCAGUUCCUUCCAGAUGUGUUUGGGGAACAGCCAUGAAAAAUUGGCUCUGCUGCAACUUCAUCAGGCACCUUUGGGGCGGGUGUGGAACAGCCUUGGCAUUACUAUCAUUGCUAUUUGUCCGCAUCUCUCAGCAGAGCCCUGAAACAGCUUUGGCAUUGUCCUGGCUGCUCCCUGCCAAUGGCCUUUAGAGCAGGUUUGAAACAGUCAUUGCAUUAUUACUGCUGUUACCUGCCAGUGCCUCUUCAGGGCAGAUGAGGAACUGAUUGGGCAUUGGCACUUCUUCUGGACAGGUGUGGUGCAAGCACAACGUCAGCACAACUGUUAUCUUUCAGUGCCUGCUCAGAGCAGGCAACUGCUUUAUCCUUCAGUACUGCCUCCGGGCACUGCAACUCUCGGUGCAUACUCUGUGUAGCCUUGAUAUGGGAUUUAUGUUCCUUUCCAAAAGCUUCAGAAAAGAAAGCGAUUCCAAACCAAAAACUUCAGAGAGUGCGUUUAACAGUUUUUGAAGUUGAGAUAACUAUCCGCAGUUCUUGGGAUGGCAAGUGUCUUGGAGAGACGUGUGCUUGGGGGAAGAAAGGAGCCUUCCUCUCUUCCAGUACUGCUUGUGCACAGGGGACAAUUGGAACUUGCUGUGAAGGUGAAUGUAGAAAUGGAGAACAUGGAAAGAAGCGACUGCCUCUCUGUGCACUUUGACUGUUCUCUUAAGCCAUAUGGACAUUGCUUUAAUUAAUUAACUGAAAAGAAUUUGUUUUGACGCUAUUAUUUGAAUUUUUGUUUUGUUUCUUGGGGAAAAUUACACGAGUGAGGGUUUGGGUUUUGCUUUGAUUUUUUUAAUAGCCUCAUUAUUUCCUGUGAUUUGAUUUUUUUUCAGCUUUAUUAUUUCCUGUGUCUGAGUGUGUAUUUUUAGAUUUGUUUGGGGGUUUUUUGUACAGAAUUGUUUCUACAAUGUAGCUGCCCUGGCAGUGUGAUUGCUGUUGGAAUUUUAGCAACUGCACUAAUCCAAUAGCCUUGAGGGAUGAUGUUAGUGGAAGCAUGUUUCCAGGCCCUUUCUGGUAAGAUACAUGGAUUGGAAGGGCUUAGAUCCAAACCUGGAAAGGCUUAGGUCCAAAGUCAGCCUUGGCUUAAGCAGGGGCACCACCACUGAUGACACCACCAGGUCUGAAUGUGGCACAUGAUAGAGCACUUCCUGGAAUAGUGUUACCACCCCAUUGGUUUGUAUCCCAACUUCCAUUCUCAUUUUGCAAACAGCUAGUGAACAGUGCAUGAUAAAAGGAAGUGAACCUUAAUGGCAACCAUUCCCCUGUGGCUUGAAGAGGGGAACGGUGAGAACUUGAUAGGGUGAGGUGAAGGGAAUAUUCCCCCUUCCUUAGAUCCUUCUGCUAAUUAACUGUCAGGAGGUUUGUUGAGGAGCCUACUGAACUGGCUGUAUGAGAACUCUCUUUGACUCCCAAAUAAGAAUGUCAAGAGUAAUUCUUUUAGGACCUGUUGACACUAACAGAGUAAGUUCUACUCAGUUCUAUUCUACCAGUCAUUUCCACAUCUGUUCAUUUAUUUAGGUUACCUUAUCCAUUAAGAAUGGAAGUGCAUGGCAUUAGUUACUCUUACCAAAUGGGAAUAUAAUGUGCAUUACCUCUCCCACUAUAAUGUAUCAUAGUUAAACACAUGAUAAAGUUGAGCCUCCCGUCAUCUGCUGUUAAUAUUCUGUAGUUGAAAAGGUAUGAUUAAUAGUUGUGUUUUACUUAUUAGGAUUUGAGGGAUUUAAGAUAAAUUGCCACGUCUGGUAUGAUGCACCCCAUCAGUUAGCAAGAAAAUCCUGUUUCAAAGCUGUGUUCUUUGGGAAUCGGAUCCUUUAAAAGUUAUGUUUCACGUUUGAGGAAAACUCAAGACACCAUUCCACAUUUUAGCCAAUAAGACCUGAGUAUGCAAAUAAACUAAAGCGCACUAUAGGUUGAGAUAGCUUAUGUCAGAAUCCUUCUACCCAUUACACCCACCUUCCACCAUAUCACUGUUCAGAACAAUCAUUUAAUUCAAGGCUUAUAUUUAAAAAAUCUGUUUCGCUCUUUUGCUCCCUCCCUCCCCCGUGGAUCUAUUUAAAAACAAAAACAGCAUAAUUAACGAAUCCAUGCAAGAGCACAGAGGGACAUCUCUGAUCUGAUUUUAAUGGAAACAUAUUUUUCUUGUCGUAGCCUUCAAAUAUAUCAAACCUCACACAGGAAAACAGUGCAUAAUAUUACACACCCAUCUCUGGGCUCAGAUUUCACUGCAAACCACUCAAUCAAUGAUGUCAUCUUUGAUGUAAGCAUAUAACCUGAAUCUCAAAUUAUCCGUGUAACAAAUCUGACUCUGUUGGAAAAGCUCACACAGAUUAAAAACCCCUCUACAAAUCUUUUGCAUCAUUCUGCAUAAUUCUAAGUAUGGAUUUUUCUUAACCUCUGGUUCUGUUUCAUAAGCAACACUGUCCCCCACCAAGCCUCAAUCAUUCACUCACUCUUUUGAAUGCUCUACAAGAUCUUUGUUUAAUGUAUCCACCGAGAAACAAGGUGGGUUAGGUAAUAUCUUUUAUUGUACCAAUUUCUGUGGGUGAUAGAGACAAGCUUUCAAGUCACACAGAGCUCUUCUUCAGGUCUGGGAAAGGUACCCCCAGCAUCACAGCAUGAUUUUUAGUGUCUAGCAGAAGGUGUCCUGGUCUGUGGAGAGCUUGUUUCUGGUCUUCAAACUCCUCUGGCCUUUAAACAACACCCCAGCCUUUCCAAGCUCAUCACCAAAAGCGGGCUCCCCACAGACCAGGAAACAACAACUCAAAACGGCAACAGAUCCUGCCAGAACAAUAGAUGCAACAUCUGCAGACAUAUAUCUGCUGCUACAAUGAUCAACAUCCUCCACAAGAAACUUUUCAAGACCCUUGGAUCCACAACAUGCGGUGUACCUCAUCCAGUGCAUAAAUGCCUCAAUAACAGCUAUGGGGUGAAAACAGACAAUCACUUGUGCUCUCACAUGAAUUCAUGCAGGAAAAUGAUAAAUGACAAAACACCCUAUCAUCUGUGGGUGAACACUUUUCACAAAGCGAUCACUCUAUAUCUGACCUCUCAGUCCUCAUCCUCAUCGGAAACCUGCACAACACUUUCAAAAGAAAGCCUGGGAACUUAAAUUCAUUACUCUGCUAACCUCUAAAAAUCAUGAACUGAACAGAGACACUGGAUUUGUGGCUAAUUACAACAACCUGUAACCCACUAACCCCCUCUUUUUGUCCUAUGACUGCAGAGGUCUUAAUGGGACACUCUACCUUCAAGUCGCUUACAGUAUGUGGUAACUAUUUACGCUACACAAUCUGUUGCACCUUGCACUUUGCAGUGUUGCUUGGAGUACCCAACCCAGACCUGAAGAAGAGCCAGGGCCAACGCUUCCAUUUAGGUGGCCUAGGCAAUUGCCUAGGGCGCCAGGAUUAUUGGGGGGCUGCAUUUUGCCCGGGGGGGGCGGCAGGCGGCUCCGGUUGUCCGCGGACGGUCCGCUGCUCCCGCGGCUCCGGUGGACCUCCCGCAGGCACGACUGCGGCAGCUCCACUGGAGCCGCGGACCAGGGGACCCUCCACAGGCAUGACUGCGGCAGGUCAACCAGAGCACAGGGCGACGAAAUGGCUGGGCACCUAGGGUGCUAAAAAUACUAGCGCCGGUCCUGAGAAGAGCUCUAUAUAGCUUGAAAGCUUCUCUCUCUCACCAGUAGAAAUUGGUUCAAUAAAAGAUAUUACCUUUCCCACCUUGUCUGUCUAAUAUCCUGGGACCAACACAACUACAACUACACUGCAUACAAUAAUGUUAUAAAUCCUAAUGCCAGACAAUUGCUGAAAUCGUGUGCUAUGCUGCAGUACUAAUGAAGAGACAGGAGAGGGCACUGUUUCACUUUAAUCAAUGACAACCUCUUGCUUUUUUCAUCAUGUCCUGCAGUUGCCCGGGGACGUGAAUGGAAAGUGAAAAGUUUCAACAGCAUUUACUAAAAUGUUUUUGGAAGUAAUUGCUGCCCCUGCAAAGAAGAAGAAAUAUUUGAAAAGAGGGGCUGGUUAUUUCCCCAAUGGGAAAUGUUUUGCCUUUAUCUAAGUGCGAAAAUACAGGCUUGUGACAUUUUCCAGGUUGGCUGAGGUCUCAUUUGAGUCCAUACUCCCAGAUCAACAUCAGACUGCUGCAGUAUUUGGUCAGAGCAAGCAUCUGACUUGGGCUCCUCCAUGUGAAGAUGCACUUACUAUCCUUAUCAUUGCUUACCUCAAGAAAUCAAUGGCUUACACAAAAGGCUUCAAGAUGCUUCUCAGAAAGGAAGUAGAGGUAGCUUUUUGUGCACAUACAGCACUGCUGUCUUCCCCGUUUACUCUUCACAAUCCUCAUAAUCAAAACACAUCAGGCUAUUAUAUGUUCACUGAUUGCAGAAAAUGAAAUUAUCAGGAUAUGAAAAUAAAUUGUUUUGACAGGCCUACUGGAAAUCAGCUGAGUCUUGAAAAGUAGGGCUGUACAAGAGAGAGAGCACGGACGUGAUUUCAGACACUGCUUUCUGUCUGAGAGCUCCUCCAUAAAUAGUCAGCAGCAGGGAGUGUGCAAUAACGGAUGAGCUGUGGAGGAGAAAGGCCAUCACAGAACUAGGUGCUAGUAGAUGCCUUCUGUUGUGUAUAGGCUGGGAGUCAAACCUCAGUGUUUGCCAGUUCCUGGUUAAGUGAGACAUAGUAAUAAAAGAACCAAAGCUCAUUUGGGAAUCAGAGUGUGGUUGUUUUGUGUACACAAAAGCCACUGAUUAAAUUGGCUGAAACGUUCUCACUGCAGAAAGUCAUCCCCCAAGUUUGGAGUGGAGUUAUUGCAGGGAAUGAAAAUGAUAGAGAGAUGGGUGGGCCUAUGCAGGUGAGUCUGAGAACUUCAUCUUUGUAGAUAACCCUCCACCCCCAAUAGCCAAACAAACUUGGUUUGCUGUCCAGCUACUGGUAGUGGAGUGCCUACACUGAUAAACACAUUCACCAUGCGUGGGACAGAUGAAGGAGAAGUGGAUUGGAUCAGACAGAAUCAGUCAAUGACCUUCCAUAUACAUAUCUGGAUAAGGGAUGUACUUCCAUUGUGACGUGAAUUUCAGGAUCUGACCCAGGAUGAUUACCCUCUCAGAGCUGCCACAAGCACCCUUUUAGUAGUGUCUUUUUCCUCGCGGUUAGUCGUGACUUGUUAGGAGAAUCAUGAUUUUCAACCCAGUUAGAUUUGAUCAUUGAUCUUGGCACUUAUAUCUUUGGAUUUGCAGGCCUGAAGCCGGAUUUUAUAGCAAAGGUAUCCUCCGUGCCUGUCUGUUUCUCUGCCCUGCACACUAAGCCCAUGCUCUUCCAUCCACACACAAAUCAAUCUGACUCGGAUCAGCAGGAAAUAAGGACCCAGGUCCUUGGACCCUGCUGCUGGGGAUGAGUCAGAGCCCAAGUCCGGCUGUAACUCAGGUCCAAGGCCUUUCAUUUUACAGCGUGUAUGCAGGUCAAGCCGCAGUCCCAAGGCAGAUGGUCUGAGUAGUGUAAUAUGGACAUGUCAGCGUGGCUGUGAGACCUGGGUCAAGCAAUUAUAAAACCAGGGUUACAGUGCAGUGUAGAUGGGCUUGCAAACACUUGGUAGGUCUACACAGCCAUUAAACACCCCCAUGGCUGGCCUGUGUCAGCUGACUCAGGGUCCCAGAGCUCAGGCUGCCCCCAUCCCAACAGAGUCCCAGAGCUCGAGCUCCAGCCUGAGCCCAAACAUCUACAUCACAAUUAAACAGCCCCCGUAACGCGACUCCUGUGGGUGUAGUCAGCUGACACGAGCAGUGUAGACAUACCCACCAGGUUCACAAGCCCAAGUUCCAUCAGCCCAGGCUUAGCGUGCAGAGCAGAUAUACCUCAAGGCAUCUAAGCUACGUCUGGAAACGAGAUCUUCCUAGUCAUGCGACAGGUGGAGCCUUGCAGGUGGGGGUAUGGUAUGUUUGCACUAGAUCUAGCGUACUGUAUAUGUUAACCCUGUGAAUAGCAGGCACUGCUGUGACCUAUGUCUGUACAGUGUGAGGUCUCAGGUAGCAGAAAGGUGCAAGAAAACUGUACAUUGAGUUUGUAGCCACACACUUGUUACUCUUCAAAUGGAGAUUUAGUCGUUUGAUGUGUCUGCUGUCAGCGUAGGAGGUAGAACCAAUGUUUCACAGCUCGUUUCAAGAAUUAGUCUCUUUUUACUGUACUGUGGUAAUUGGGUCCUGCUUUUACUUUGGGUUUAUUUUCCUCAGCAUUUGACCUGUUUUUUGUUGCACUCCUGUUGUUAGCCUCACUCCCACCACUCCCCUCUUUUAUAUGAAAAAAUUAUUUCUUCUUUUGCAAAAUUGCUUCUGA